GCAGAUGCUAGAGGUUUAUAAACACCGAGCGUCUUCUCUGCUCAGUCGAGGUCUAUUUACGACCAGAUUAUCGACAUUUCAAAGUCAAACAUGCAUUAUUUCGACGGAAGGUGACAGAUCUAACUGAGAAGAGGAAAUGGCUUGGUUCCAUCACGCUUUACAAAGCUCGAACCAACCACAAGCAUCCAUGAUGAACCCAUCGAUGGAGGCUCUGUCUGAAACGCAGGUCUCCAGUUUCACCAGAACACAAGGUUGGCCAACUCUUCCUCCAGUCUCCAUGACAGACUUUCCUUCUGCUCCAGGAUGCAUCGUCCCGCAGCGUCUGGAAGAUCUGAUCUGCUCAUCCCUCAACACGGGCUCGAGAGAAGACCCCUCGCCGCUGUCAUACGUGACGCUUCAGGAGCAGCGAUGUGUGCUUAGUUGGUUCUUGACGUGGAAUGUCGCUCAAAGGCAACGCUUUCUGGAAGAUCUGACCUCCAAGGCUGUGCCUGGAAAGGUCUCUAGUUUAUUGGACCAGCUGAACACACUACAGGUCAAUGAUCGGCCGCCCAACAUUUUUGAAUGCCAGUUAAGGCUGUGGACUCAGUGGUUUGAUUCGUGGAGCGAGGAGGAGAGAAAUGGCUUUUUGAACAGCUUGGAGGAGAGGGACCCGGUGUUUGUGGUAUGCUUCUACAACCGAGUCGCUGGAACUUCAGGCAGAGAAUGAUGGUUUUCACGUAGGGACUGAAAACCGUGAAAAACAGUCUUUUAUGGUCUGACCAGUCUUUUAAAAUGUGUAUUUUAACAUCUAUGCACCCUACAACCUCCAACCUGGCUUUAUAUACCUACAUGGCCAUUUGUUGCUAAUUGUUACCAUAUUUGGUAAGCUAUUAUGUUGAAAUUGCUUCACUGUAACAAAAAUCUACCCCAAGUUUCUGUAACGGCAAAAGCACUAGAAGUUUUUUCAAUUUAUUAUUCUGAAAUAAAAAUGGAUUUGUCUCCGUCA
Triplophysa dalaica is the source of this 985-nucleotide messenger RNA. It is a transcript of the gene c3h14orf119, whose product is annotated as chromosome 3 C14orf119 homolog. The record is from RefSeq and is a predicted model, not a curated record. The transcript has 3 exons. The coding region runs from base 137 to 706 and encodes 189 amino acids. NCBI's taxonomy places the organism in Eukaryota, Metazoa, Chordata, Actinopteri, Cypriniformes, Nemacheilidae.